AUGCCUUCAACCAUAAAAGAUAUUAUCGAUAUAAUAACUGAUGAGGAAAAAUAUAUAAAACAUAUUUGCCCCAAUACCAAAGAAUAUAAAACUUUCAAGAUCCCAAGGCGAUCAUUUACUGCAUUUAGGUUGUCGUAUACAUCAGCAGUGGAAUUAUCUCUUUGUUCCAAAGUUGUUCUUUUGGGAGGAGUUCCCAAUAGAUGGUAUGUGGAACAAAAAAGUGGGUUUCGGAAGGCCUUUUCCAAGAUUGCUCUUAGAAAACUGCGAAAAAGAACAGAACUCUUGGCAACUUAUGGGUAUAGAACCAUCUAUAAUAAGAAACAAUCAAGGCUUUUGAGAACUCUCCCUAAGGCAUCAUAUAAGAGAUUAAGAAAUCAAUAUCCUUCACAAAGCAUACCAUCAAGAAGCCAAACUGCCAAACUAAUUAGAAGCCCCAAAGGGGUCAUAGGCAAUAGGAGACUGGUUAUUACAAAUGAUGGUAUUCCUGAAAUCAUACAACAAAGGAAUAAAAAGGCUCCAAAUGAUGUGGAUGAACUGCAAUGCCCGCGGCCGUCUAAUUCUUUAACACCUAUAGAGGAUAGUUCAUUUCGACAUGAUGAACCUAAACGAAAAACACUAGAGUCUAAAUUUUAUACAUUCCCAAAUAUCAAGGCAUCAGUUCAUCAUUUUAAACCACAGAAAAGUGUUACUUUGCCGAGUAAUUUUCAAAACGAUGCCCUUUUACAUUCGACUACGACUGCAUGUACUCUCGAGUCUCCCAGGAACAGCCUUCUCAUUUCUCCAGUAAACUCAACUUCCAAUAAAGCACAAAGAUCUUCAUGUUCAAGUUUGAGACCAGAACGAUUAUUACAGGAAAAUAGGCUAGACGUGGCGCUACCAAAUAAUAAAGAAUCAGUAUCAUAUCAAAGUAAUAAAGAAUUAAAGAAAAAGUUGAAAUAUAAUGGUCAAAAUCACAAACCAAGGACAUCGAAAUACAAUCCAAGUCCCGUGUUCUACUUGGCACCCCCAACCAUCUCUAACGGGCACGAAAAUGCGAGCAAAUAUUAUCAUAGCGUAAAAAAUUUGCCACCAAAGCCGUUAACUAUUAAAGAAAAUGAAAAUCUUGUGUUUCGUGAUGCUGGUGAUGACAAUAAUACCCAAAACCAUCGUUUGAAAGAAGAAUUACAGAAAGUCAACAGAUGUGCAAUUAUGGAAAAAGUCCAUAAAAAUGUUAGAAAUGUACUAGGAUUAGAACAGUCUCUUAGUAACUAUAUUCUAAAGAAGAAUAAUUUUGGUCAGAUCCUAUAUAUGGAAAAAAUGUUAGUCAUGGUUAAAGCCGCUGUCUGCACCAAAGAUCCUGUAACAAAUUUCACAGAGAAUGAACCCGUCGAUACAAGGGUAUAUGAUAGAUGGAAAGAAUAUAUUGUGGUGGCUAGAGUAACUGGAAGAAGUGAUGCACCACUUUUAUUACAAUUUUAUCACUCUCGUAAGAUCCCGAAGAAGUUAGAGGACAAAUCAAUGGAUUCAAGUAAUUUGCAUGGAAGUUCCUUAGAUUUUUAUCUCAAUAAGAAAUGCCACGUUAAAUUCUAUAGUACUCUGGAUAGAACAAUUUGUAUCCAAAAACCGGAUGAUAAAAUAACUAGCUCAGAUGGACCAACAACAAUAGCAGAGUAUAAAGAUGCAACUCAAUUGAAAUUUUACAUUUUGAGAUGUCGUACUCUUCAUUCUUCGGGGAUUUGGUUCACAUUUUUACGUGAAUCGCUCAAUUUAAGGAAAAUACCUAAAUCCAUGAUUAUAAAGGUUCCAGAUGUAGGUGUAUCUUUAAAUAUAGCACUUAAAAAUGAUUUAUUGAAUUAUCUACACAAUUUACAAUUGAAUGAAGAAGACGAAUUAAAGAUAUUCUACCUGCCGAGAGGUUACAGGAUACUUCAAUUCCCAUUUUUAAGGUAUAUUACAGCUUCAAUUAUAAAUCAAUUAAGGAAAGCACGCCUAUAUGACCAAUUGAAAGAAUGGGAAAAGGCUAACGUAGUACUUGGUUGUAAUCUUCGACGUUAUGAUCGAAUAGAAUGGUGUUCCGGCCAUGAAUCCAGUUUACUAAGAGGUCCUUGUGAAUUAAUGAGUUCACAUUCAUUAGAAUACAGACCACUCAUUCACUAUCCAAGAUCGACAACGACCUCAAAUAAGGUGAAGCUAAUAGAACCUUUACCAAUAGAAGGCUUUCUUAUCAGAUACUCCAAUAAAUAUGGACAAGAAUGGUUAACUUUCGGUAAAAUAUAUUUAAAACCUUCUUAUUUUUUCACAAGUGAUAACUUAUUAUUUUCCAUGUCAUCGUUUAAAUCCAUGCCACCCUUACCUAUCGAAGCAUCAUUUGAUGAGUUAGAGAACCCACAUGAUAUCGAAAAUGAUGAAAAGAUCUUGAACUCGUUACCAAUGGUAUAUGAACAAAAUCCUUACGCGUUAAAUUUAGAUAGCCAUAUAUCUUGGCUAAAUGAUAAUAUGCCAAAAGAAACGUUCCAGACAAACGAUCUAUAUUCUUUUAAAUGUUUUAACAGAAGAGUUGCCCAAAUAUUAAAGGCUGAAAAUAUUUUAGAUAUGACUAAAAUACAAAAAGUCCAAAAUGGGGCGGUUGAAGAUUUGAAAUAUAAUGAAGUAAAGUAUUCAUUAUUAAAAGUAGCUAAUUACACGUUUUGGGAAAGGAUUAGUGAAUUGGAAGAUACUGUACGCUCUACUAUAAUUAUCACAACAUCCAAUAAAAUGAAAUUAAAAUUAUUAGCACCCUCCCCUCAAGUUGCUACUGAAUGGGCUACCUCUUUAACAAAUAUGUCAAUUUAUUGGAAACAAAGACUUAAGCAGGAUACGGAAAAUAUCUGGAAUACGAAAAUGACAAAUCUAUCUAAUCUGAGGAUUGAAGAAUUAUUGGAAUCAAAUAUAUGUGAAGAAACACCUAAAUGGGUUUCAGAUAGAGCAACAGCAGAUCCGACCAUAUUCAAUAUUAAUAGUUUGUCUUUAUUGAGACCCCUCAUUCAAAAAGGUAUCUUAUACCAAAAACCUAAAAAGCAUGCUGUAUUUUCGAAAUAUUAUAUCGUUUUGAUACCAGGAUUCUUAAUUCUAUUCAAUUGUUUCCAUAGAUCAACGACUGGCUUUGCAAAAAAUGUGAUAGAUUAUAAUCAUUAUUUAACGAUUCCAAUAAGUGAAUGUUAUUUAUAUUCUGGUACAACAACUGAAUUAGACUUACUACGAAGGGAUCAUACAUUUGAUAUUAUCAACCCUGGUAAUCAUGCCAUACCAAGGGCUUAUGAUGAUGGUUGGAAAUCUACAGAAAAUGAGUCUUCUCGUUGUUUCACGCUUUGGUUUGGGACCAAAAGGGCAAUUGCCAAGUAUUCGAAAAUGCAAGAACAUAAAGCUGAACAUGCUGAAGAGAGUGUUACUGAUUCCGAUGGUGAAUAUGUAAAAAACAAAAACUAUGAAUCAAAUCCUGGGACAUUGAGACUGGUUAAUCGGUUAGGUGUAAGUGGGAGAUCGAUGGUCUUUAUGGCUAGAUCAAGACAGGAGAGAGAUCUUUGGGUCGUUUCAAUUUAUAAUGAAUUAGAAAGAUUAAAAGAAAAUGAUUUAGAAUGA
Molecule: messenger RNA, 3597 nt
Organism: Naumovozyma dairenensis CBS 421
Lineage: Eukaryota; Fungi; Ascomycota; Saccharomycetes; Saccharomycetales; Saccharomycetaceae
Gene: SPO71
Product: Spo71p
Exons: 1
Coding region: 1-3597 (1198 amino acids)
Biological process (GO): protein localization to prospore membrane; ascospore-type prospore membrane formation
Cellular component (GO): prospore membrane
Source: RefSeq, a predicted model, not a curated record